CGCACAGUGGCGCGCCCGAGCGUGGCCGCACUGAUUAACGAAGCGAAGAGUUUUCAAGGGACCGAGUUCACACACACACUCACUCAUACAUACACACACACACUCUCUCUCUCACACACACACACACACACGGAUGUAUCUCCACAGAAAUGCGCGAGUUCCCGAGCUGAACAUCGACUGAGAGUUCAGAGAGAGCACGAGAGGAAACUCAGUGGGAAUUAAACAGGAGAAGCUGUGGAGCCUCUGCAACACAUCCACACACCGAGACACGGGAAACUUGAGCCCCACUCUGAGCUGACUUCAGCGGUCACAGUCUGGAGUGGUGAUGUCUUGAACUUGUGGUCCCUCCAGCCCAGUGAAGGACGUGCCAGUGCAGGGCUGCUGCUCAUGGGAACUCCUGCUCCGCCAUGAGUGCUCGUGAUGGCGUUGGUGGCAUCGGCACCCUGGGCCGGAGGCAGCGCUUCGAGAAUGUGGAGUUCACUGUGCGCAUCUACCCAGGCGCCCUGGCCGAGGGCACCAUCUACUGCCCGAUCAGUGCCCGCAAGACCACCACAGCGGCUGAUGCCAUCGAACAUGUCAUCGGACGCCUCCAUCUCGACCGCACCAAGUGUUAUGUUCUAGCUGAGGUGAAGGAGUUUGGUGGGGAAGAAUGGAUUCUGAACCCCAGCGAUUGUCCUGUGCAGCGGAUGAUGCUCUGGCCCCGUGUGGCAUUAGAGCACCGCUCACUAUCUGGCGGCGAGGAUUACCGCUUCCUGCUCAGACAGAAAAACCUGGAUGGUUCAAUUCACUAUGGCGGCAGCCUCCAGAUGUGGCUGCAGGUCACAGAGGAGCGCAGGUGCAUGGUGGAGCGUGGACUGCUGCCACAGCCUGAAUCCCAGGGUGACCAGGCAGAUCUGUGCCGCCUGCCGGAGCUCAACGAGCGCUCGCUGCUGGACAACCUGCGCUCACGUUACCGCCAGGAGAGAAUCUACACCUAUGUCGGAAGCAUCCUCAUCGUCAUUAAUCCCUUUAAGUUCCUGCCCAUCUACAACCCCAAGUACGUGAAGAUGUAUGAUAACCAUACUCUGGGACAUUUGGAGCCACAUAUUUAUGCUGUGGCGGAUGUGGCUUACCACACCAUGCUGCAGAGACAGAGGAAUCAGUGCAUUGUUAUAUCUGGGGAGAGCGGCUCUGGAAAGACUCAGAGCACAAACUUCCUUAUUCAUCACCUGACUGCUCUCAGCCAGAAGGGUUUUGCCAGUGGAGUGGAGCAGAUAAUCUUAGGGGCAGGACCAGUACUCGAGGCAUUUGGGAACGCAAAGACGGCCCACAAUAACAACUCGAGUCGCUUCGGCAAGUUCAUCCAGGUGAACUACCAGGAGAGUGGCACUGUGAGAGGAGCGUAUGUGGAGAAAUACCUCCUGGAGAAGUCGAGGCUGGUCUAUCAGGAACACAAUGAGCGAAACUACCAUGUGUUUUACUACCUGCUGGCAGGAACAAAUGAAGAAGAGAGGGCAACCUUUCACCUCAAGAAGCCUGAAGAAUAUCAUUACCUCAGUCAGCAUUCCCAGAUGACAAAGACAAGCCAGCAGCCUCACUGGGACAGUUACUGUGAGAGUGAACCGGACUGCUUCACUGUUGAAGGAGAGGACCUGAAGCAUGACUUUGAGAGGCUUCAGCUGGCCAUGGAGAUGGUGGGCUUCCUUCCUGCCACGCGUAAACAGAUCUUCUCUCUGCUGUCGGCCAUCCUUCACCUGGGCAACAUCUGCUACAAGAGGAAAACCUACAGAGACGACUCCAUCGACAUCUGUAACCCAGAGGUGCUGCCUGUCGUCUCAGAGCUGCUGGAGGUCAAAGAAGAGAUGCUGUUUGAGGCUCUGACGACACGGAAGACGGUCACUGUGGGAGAGAAGCUGAUCGUUCCCUACAAACUGUCUGAGCGCUUCCGGGACGUCCGGUGUGUCACGCAGGACACACUUGUUACAUGUUUUACAGUCGACAUCACACACUAUAAGAAAAAACUAGGUCUCUAUCAGGACAUGACGGCUGCAAAGAAACCAAAGAGGACGUCCUCGGAGGAAUCAAAGAUGAAGAAAAGACGUUUUAGCAUCUCAGAGGAAUACAGGGCCGAGGGCAUCAGCUGGCGAAACAUCGACUACAUUGACAACACAGGCUGCAUCUACCUGAUCAGCAAGAAGCCCACAGCUCUGUUCCACCUCCUGGACGAAGAGUGCAAUUUCCCUCAAGCCACCAACCAGACUCUGUUGGAUAAGUUCAAACGGCAGCAUGAGGGCAACAGCUACAUCGAGUUCCCUGCCGUCAUGGAGUCCGCCUUCAUCAUCCGACACUAUGCUGGCAAGGUCAAGUACGGUGUCAAGGAUUUCAGGGAGAAGAACACCGACCACAUGCGCCCGGACAUCGUCGCUUUGCUAAAGAGCAGCAAGAACGCCUUCAUCUGCGGGCUGAUCGGCAUCGACCCGUCCGCCACGUUCCGCUGGGCGGUACUGCGAGCGUACUUCAGAGCCCUGGUGGCUUUUAGAGAAGCUGGAAAGAGACACACGCAGAAGAAGACUGGGCAUGAUGACGCUGCUCCCUGCGCAGUUUUGAAAAGUGUGGAUAGUUUUAGCUUUCUGCAGCACCCUGUGCAUCAGAGAAGCUUAGAGAUCCUGCAGAGAUGCAAAGAGGAGAAGCACAGUGUGACCCGGAAGAGUCCACGUACUCCACUGUCAGACCUUCAGGGAAGCAACGCCAUCAAUGACAAGUCCCCACGGGGUUCUCCGGGCCUCGGCUGGAAUGGACGUGUGGGUCGAAACAGCCGCUUAUCGUCCAGCAGCUCCAUCACAGACGAGGACGGCAUCUUCGUCAACUCCGCCAGCAGCAAACUUCUGGAGAGAGCGCACGACAUCCUCAUGAGAAACAAAAACUACAAAUCGAAGCCAGUUCUCCCGAAGCAUUUACUGAACGUCAAGUCUCUGAAGUACCUCAGCAACCUGACGCUUCACGACCGCAUCACCAAGUCACUGCUUCACCUCCACAAGAAGAAGAAGCCGCCCAGUAUCAGCGCACAGUUCCAGGCCUCUCUCAAUAAGCUAAUGGAGACUCUGGGUCAGUCUGAGCCUUAUUUUGUCAAGUGCAUCCGCUCCAAUGCUGAGAAGCUGCCCUUGCGGUUCAACGACAACCUGGUGCUGAGGCAGCUGCGGUACACGGGCAUGUUGGAGACUGUGCGCAUCCGGCAGUCAGGCUACAACAUCAAGUACAGCUUCAAGGACUUUGUUCAUCACUUCUGCGUGCUGCUCCCAGAGAGCACCAGUGCCACCAGAGAGGGAAUCCAGCAGAGUCUGGACCAGCUGGACCUGCAGCCAGAGGGAUACCAAGUGGGAAAGACGAUGGUGUUUCUCCGGGAGGCCGAGCGUCAGCGGCUGCAGGCCUUACUCCAUGAGGAAGUUCUCCGACUCAUCGUCAUGCUGCAGCGGCGAUUCAGAGCCCGGCUGGAGAGGAGGCAGUUUGUCAGGAUGAGGGAAGCAGCGAUCUGCAUCCAGAAAUGGUGGCGUUUGUACCAGCUCAUAGAAGCAGAGGAGGAGUAUGACCCUGAUGUGCAGGAGGGGGCAGCUCUGUGUCUGCAGACGCACUGGAGAGGGUUCAGGGAGCGUCAGAGGUUCAGGCUGUGGAGGGAGGCUGCUCUGGUGCUGCAGCGGGCCUGGAGGUUAUGGCUCCGCCGGCGAUGCACAGCAGCUGUGGUCAUUCAGACAGCCUGGCGCUGUCAUCAAGCCAGAGACGCCUACCUGCGUCUGUACGAUGCUGUGGUGCGACUACAGGCAGUCUGCAGGGGCCACCUCGCCAGGCAGAGCUUCAAAAAGCUGAGAGAAGAGAGACUGAGGGAGAAGGAGGAGCAACAGCAGCAGCAGGAGAAGCUGCUUCAGCUGCAGAACGAUCUGAUGAGUCUCUCACCUGAGGAAGAGGAGGAGCCGUCUGAGAGAACCAUGGGGUCGGACCUCAGCACGUGGGAGGAUCGUUCCUACGAGCAACGAGAACAGAGCCUCAGCAGCCACGAGACCUCAGUCGGGGAGGAAGCAAGAGGAAUAGAACACGCUGAGACAAAUGAUCACUCGUCAACACUGAUAACUGAGGCUUCGGUUUCAAUCCCAGCGUCCACCGUGGUGGUUCGAGAGAGGGCGAGAACAUUAGAGGAGCCCAGUCAGAAAACCACUCGGGCCAAGAGAGAGAGCCGGCGGAUGAGAGAGCUGGAGCAGGCCAAGUUCAGCCUGGAGCUCCUCAAGGUCCGAGCGACCAGCGGCGGAGCCUCGUCCCCGUCGGAGGAACGCCGUUGGUCUGUUGAGCUGGUGCCCCCAGCAACCCCACCCCUUUGUUCACCCCAGGGCACCCCCGACAGCCAGAGCUCCAAGGGCAGCUUUGAGCUUCUCAAUAUGGACGAGGAGCCACCCAAAGCUGUAGAAGAGGUGACGGACAGUGACGACCCCUGCUCUCCUCCUCCGUCAGUACCUGAGCCUGAUGUGGAAGCCGUUCCAACAAGCCUGCAGCCUGAAGAGCCACAGGGAGGAGAGGUUCCUGAUGUUGCUCAACCAGGCAGCCAGGGAAAGAACAAAAUGGAUCUGGCAGCUGCCUCUGCCCCCACACAUCCGCCCAAAAUCGAGAACUACCUCCCCACCUUUUACGUCCCUGCUAGUGAGGGCAGCACAGUCAUCUCCCAUCGUCCUGCUGAAGAGCCUCAACUGAACACGGAGCUGGCAGCGUCCACAGCCAAACCUGCUGUUACAAAGCCCAGAGAGCGGCAAGAACCAAUGCGUCGACCCGUGGUUGUGGUCAUCAGUAUGCAGAAAGAAACGCCACUAAGCGAAGAGCUGAGUGACAUUUUCCGUCCCCCUGUGGAGGUUCGAGAUUCUGUCGCCCCGGCAGGGGAGUUGACACCAUUGGCACAAAAACCAGAACCAGCAACUGUGCCUCAAGGUCCCGUCCCGGCUUCUACCUCUGUCCCCCAGGCCGACCCGGCUGUCAUCGAGAAACUGGUGCGACUGAACGAGGAGAAAGAGGAGAGGCAGCGUAACCGGCGGCAACAGAACGAGAAGGAGAUGAUGGAGCAGAUAAGACAACAGAAAGAGGUGCUGGAGCGCCAGCGGCUUAACUUCGCUCAGUACGAGAGAGACAUGUUUGAGAAACAACGAGAAGAGGCUCUGCACAGGAUACAGCUGAGUCGACAGGGCGGACAAGAUGUUGGUGGAACCGAAACCUCCGGCAAACCCCUUAGACCCAGUUCACUCGCUCCUCACACCCGAACUCAGUCAGUGUCCACUGCCCCAUCAGUUCACUCCCACGCGGGUGUAGACAUCCAAGGCAGCACCCCUUACCCCAAGCUGCCUCCUCCACCUGCAUCUGCUCACAGGGAGAAACACAUGGAGAGCAGACCGGCGGCUGAGGGCUGGGCACCAAAACUCACGCUGGAGUUGAGAGACGGAGGAGGAGGAGGCAGAGCGAGGACGACGGCCAGGAAACCUCCGAGUCAUCAAGGCAAAGUUGACAUGACAGACAAGACGGGCAACAUCUUCUUCUCUCCAAGAGACAAAGUUACAUUUGCAAAGUUUGACAAAGACACUGUUACCGUAGAAACACCUGUGGCCAUACCCAGAGAAGCAACCGUCCCCGUCUCCAAGACGUCUAAAGGAACAAAAGCCCGGGAUGUCGGCAGAGUGGGCCAAAAAAAGAAAGCCCGAAUGGCAAGGACCCGCUCCGACUUCCUCACCCGCGCCCCCAUCGUCUCGGUCGGGGGCGAUUCUGACGAGGACGGCUACGACGGCGUCAGCUCCGUCAGUCACCGUCAUUUCACCCUGCCCCUCUCCAAACAGAGCUCCGCGGAGGGAGGCUUACGAGAGUCCUGUUUCAGUGACUCGGACAUGCCUGCGAGCUCCGAGGAACAGAAGAAGAUGCACAAAACCAUGUCGUCAGGAGAUUUGGUCAAAGUGGACUCGAUGCGCAAGAACUCACAAGAUGGAAGGGUUCGUGGUAAGAUGCGUUUCUGGGGUAAGAACAAGUACGGGGACAAGAAGACGUCCAGAGAAAAACUGAUCUGUGGCGGUGAUUCCCUUGAUGGAGACUAUGGAGACACUGGGCCGCUGCUGGGAGAGGGUCAGGAGAACAUGUCGCCCCCCUGCAGUCCUGACCUGACGCUGGAUCGAGGCUUCAGGGACUUGAAGGAGAACAAGGAGCCGUCUCCCAAGGUGAAGCGAAGGCGCAGCGUCAAGAUCAGCAGCGUGGCUCUGGAAUCAGCUCAGUGUCAGAACGACGCGCUGCAGAUCCUCACGUGCACCAACGACUACAGGAGCAUGAACGACUUCCUCAUGAAGAAGAUCAACGACCUGGACACGGACGACAGUAAGAAGGACACCAUGGUGGACGUCGUGUUUAAAAAGGCUUUGAAGGAAUUCCGUCUGAACAUCUUCAACUCUUACUCCACUGCGCUCGCUAUGGAUGACGGUAAGAGUAUCCGCUACAAAGACCUCUACGCUCUGUUUGAACACAUCCUGGAGAAAACCAUGCGUCAGGAGCAGAGGGACUGGAGAGAGUCUCCCGUCAAGGUGUGGGUCAACACCUUCAAAGUUUUCCUCGAUGAGUUCAUGACCGAGUACAAACCUCUGGACAGCACAACCAGCAGGCCUGCACCUAAACCUGAACGCAAGAAACGGAGGAAAAAGGAUGCUGACAUCGUGGAGGAACAUAAUGGCCACAUCUUCAAGUCCACGCAGUACAGCAUCCCCACGUACUGUGAAUACUGCUCAUCGCUCAUCUGGAUGAUGGACCGGGCCUGUGUGUGCAAAUUGUGCCGGUACGCCUGCCACAGAAAGUGCUGCCAGAAGACGACCACCAAAUGCAGCAAGAAGUUUGAUCCAGAGCUUUCCUCCAGACAGUUCGGAGUGGAGGUUUCUCGUCUGACUAAUGACGAGAGGACGGUGCCGCUGGUGGUGGAGAAGCUCAUCAAUUACAUUGAGAUGCACGGCCUCUACACCGAAGGAAUCUACAGAAAAUCUGGCUCCACCAACAAAAUUAAGGAACUCAAGCAGGGACUGGACACAGAUGUGGACAGCAUGAAUCUGGACGACUACAACAUCCACGUUAUCGCGAGUGUUUUCAAACAGUGGCUGAGAGACCUGCCUAAUCCUCUCAUGACAUUUGAGCUGUAUGAGGAGUUUAUACGUGCCAUGGGUUUGCAGGAUAAAAAGGAAAUGAUCAGAGGGGUGUAUUCAGUUAUUGACCAGCUAAGCAGAACUCACCUAAACACUCUGGAACGCCUCAUUUUUCAUCUUGUCAGGAUCGCCCUGCAAGAGGACACAAACCGUAUGUCAGCAAAUGCCUUGGCCAUAGUUUUUGCUCCCUGUAUCCUGCGCUGUCCUGACACCAUCGACCCUCUGCAGAGCGUCCAGGACAUCAGCAAGACAACUGCAUGUGUAGAACUUAUCAUAUAUGAGCAGAUGAACAAGUACAGAGUUCGACUAAAGGACAUCAACACACUGGAGUUUGCUGAAAACAAAGCCAAGUGCAGACUGACCCUCAUCCGACGCUCAAUGGGAAAAAGCCACUUAAAGCGACUGAGCUACACACCCUCGCCCCCGGUUAGUCCCCGGCUGCCCUCUGUGGCCAACCCUGUGGUGGAGGAGAGCGGCGGCGAAGAGGGAGCGGACUCAUUUCCUGAAAUCUCCGAGCAUCAGCAGGCAGCCAUGCAGCAGGAGGAGAUGGUGUUGAUGGAGCAAAUAGAAAGCCUGCAGAAAGAGAAAGAGGAGUUGACUUUCGAGAUGCUGGCUCUGGAGCCCCGAGCGUCUGAUGACGAGACCCUGGAGUCGGAAGCCUCUAUCGGUACAGCUGACAGCUCAGAAAACCUCAACGUUGACUCUGAGGGAACCAUCUCUGACUUCUCUGAGAGAGGUCCGGGGUUGACUUCUCCAUGGCCUCGAAGGUCUGACGGGAAGAGCCCCCGGCGCCGGGUUCUGCACCGGCAGCCUGACUCGCUGGACUCCGUCGACUCCUGCUACAGUGUUUCCUCCUACUCGUCCUCAUCACACUUCCACCCAUCGUCCUCCUCCUCCUCCUCCACCACCCGGCGCUUUCGUUUCCACUCCAAGUCCCCCGCAAGUCCUCUCCAGGCCCAAGCCCAGUCUCUGAACGCGUCCCAAGCCUCACGGUCCGACAGCUUAGACAGCAGCCCGACAGGAGACCACGAAGGCCCGUAUGACGAACGGCCCCAGUUUACCAGCAGGGGCACCUUCAAUCCAGAGAAGGGCAAACAGAAACUUAGAGGAGCCAAGAAUUUGACCUCACGGCACUCGAGAGACAGCGGCGGCCACGGCAGGGACCCUCCAGACAUACCACAGCAGCUGGUAUUGUAUGGCAGUAAUGAAUUCAUGGUAUAAAGGACACUGGGACGCCAAAGCACUCCCCCUAUCCAGCUCCCACAUGUUCUGAAUGGGAGGUGACGUAUAGUGGCAACUAAUCUCCACUUCUCAAAGCGCUCUUGCUUCGCCUUUCUUUAUUGAAGUCUGCAAAGAAGUUGUCCCCAAGUGCCGUUUCUAGUUCUUCCACCUCCCAACGGGGGAGAGAGACGUUUGGCAGAGGGACCGGAGUGGGGCUCCUCUUCUGUACACUAUACUGCCAGCCAUGCUCUCACAGUGCCUUGGCAGCUCGUUACUCGGCGCCAAGAAGGAAGAUGGAGAAAAGGGAAUGUUGGCAAAUGCGGAGGACCACUCAGCAUCAGGGAAUGUGACGGAGCGGGAAAGCCGGAGCCGUGUACGACAGCAGAAGAAGACGAAGAAGAAACCAGGCGUCACUGACGUUCCAGUGAAUUUACAGCUCUCCAUUAUUAGCUGCUUUAUAAGUUUACAGUUCAUAACAAUGAGUUUAAGCAGUGGUUGUUAUUACAAGUUUAUUUUCCCCCUUAUUUAAUACGUUUUAAUGUCACAGAAAGUCUUUAUAGCUUAUAAUAUACAGGUAUAAAUACUGUACAAAGCCGGAACACCAGCCCCUGCUGGGUAGUUGAAAUAUUUAUCUUUUUUUUUUUUUUUUUUUGAGAACCUUGGACAGAGAACUACAGAAUUGGGCAGUGGAUGAUUUGUGUAUGUGUGUGCGUGUGUGUGUGUGUGCAUGUGCCGAGUGCUCAUGCGUGACCGUGUGUACCGAGAAAACCACUUCAUGUGUUUAAAGUUUGUGCUGCUUAUUUCCCCUUUACAAGGGAGAUACCGCCAUCAAAGGGACCAAGUCAGCUGGUGUUGUUCCAGCCAAGGGGAUCCCAGCUCUGUACAGAAUGUUGGAUGCAUAUUUAAAUCCAUGCAUUCACUGCUUAACAGCCAUAAAACAAUUGUAAUGUACAGUACAGUUCAUAUAUGUACAGUAUAGCGGACAAACGUUAUUCUAUUCUUGAAACCCAUUGUUACUCUCCCCCACCUCCUGUCUCUGAAGUGUUUGCUCAAUAGCAACCAAGCAAGAACAUAAAACCA
This is a messenger RNA of Paralichthys olivaceus (Japanese flounder), 9473 nucleotides long. The record is from RefSeq and is a predicted model, not a curated record. Lineage: Eukaryota; Metazoa; Chordata; Actinopteri; Pleuronectiformes; Paralichthyidae.